AUGGACCAUCUCCCACCUCCAGAGCAUGGUCGCAAACCGGCAUGCUUCGCAGUUCCUCUGCUAGGCAACACAUCAAUUGGCAAUCAUGAUUUUUGGACUUUUCCCAUUGCCACGGAUAUUGCCAGGGAUAAAAAAGGGUAUUUAGUGCCGGAGGGCCGUAACGGCGAUGCCUCUAACGAUGAAUCCUUCUUUGCCAGAGUUCAGACAUGGCUCUAUUUUGGGCUCCUCAGGGAAUUUUUUGGCUUGUCUUUCAAGCCAGAAGAUUUCAUUGCGAUGUCCCCAGAGGCAGACCCUUCAAUCAACUCCGGUAGACUUACUGAGUAUAUGAAAAACUGGGUAGAGAAGUCCAGCAAAAUGCCGGGACCGAGCAUGGAAGCAGAACUUCGACAGAAGUUGAUAGUAUUGAAAACAAGUUGGAGAUUCGUGAAUACAAUCGACUAUAUCGAGCUCGCGAAGACCGACGAUCACGCCCUUGUCCUUUUCUCGAUCCGGGCUCUGAUUACCACGUUAUCCAAUAUGAUGUACGAACAUCGCAAGGAUGAUGCCGACCCCAACGGAUACUUUAGGAUUAAUAGUGAUAUCUACUCCUUGCCUGAGUUACCGAGAUCAUACCUACCUUUAGUUGCUUACAUGGAAAGAACAGGCUGGUGUUCAGCGGAGAUCAUGCGGCUGCUGAGCACUUAUACCUGCACAACAGUCUGGUACUUGGCUUGUCUUCAUGAAGGUGAGCCGAAUCGCCUCGAUCACACUUCGUGCACUCCUGCUUCGGCUUGCAUUGCUCGAAAUAUCACAGCAGACACCUACCGCUCUACUCACUUUUUGGAGAGUUGUCAGUGUGCUGCGAUUGGACCGGACGCCGACGCUGUAAUGGACGCUCUGCGACACGACGCAAUACCGCUGAUACGUUGCACAGUCUUUGACGAUGUCAAUAUUGACUUCAAGGUUGUCAGUUCAAUGAGAGCCCGUGACCACUUUGCUAUCAGUCAUGUCUGGGCGGAUGGUAUGGGCGUGCAGAGGCAGAACAAGAUCCACACUUGUCAUCUGCUCAACAUUCUUACGCAGGUCAGAAAGGCUUAUAUAUGCAACCUUGCUCACCAGCUUGAAUCAAUAUGGUGCCCCAGCGCCCAGUUGAUAGCAGAAAGAAUCGCUACAAGAAAGCAGUCAUUUCUGAUUUGGAUAGAUGCAUUCUGCAUUCCUGAUAGCCUUGAUUCCGAAGCGAUAUUACUCAAGCGUAAGGGUAUUUCUCAGAUUGACACCGUCUUUGCAGGGUCCGAAGCAGUUCUUGUGAUGGAUCGCGGUCUGAUGAAGGACAUCCAAGACUGUUCUUCCACUAUCGAACUCCUUGGACGUCUCACGACAUGUGGCUGGAUGACUCGAAGCUGGACCUAUUUGGAGGCAUCUCUUAGCCAACCUAUCACCACCUACAUCUGCACUGGUACUCAACUAGUCUCUUUAUUCGAUGUACUGCAGCUUGGCAAUCAAUAUCUUAGACUAGAUGUCUCGUCGCAAGGGGUAUAUCGGGAUUUGAUUACCACUUUGCAACCAUUUCUCGUACAGUGGAUACCAAAGGUGAAGUAUCUGAAACCUGGACAUGAGGAAUUUUGCAGGUUCAUGUGGAUUUGGAACGCGCUCAGUGAUCGCGCCAUCUCUCGUUCUGAGGAUAUGUGUUUCAUUGUUGCGAUGUUAAUGAGGCUAGAUGUAUUAGACCUCAUGACAUGUCCCGAAGAAGAACGGUUUGCAGCUCUGAUCCAAGACUUCCCAUUUCUUCCUCGCAGUUUUCUAUGCAAGAAUAUGCCACGCAUAGCCUCCGGUACAGCCGAGCGACGUUGGCUUCCUAGCAUGGUGAAGACGAAAAUCAAUAUUUACGAGGACUCGUUUGACUUCACCGAUGAGGGCAUCAUCAUUGGACCAGACCUGGCCUUCAAGACUCUUCUGUGCACAGAUAAGCCACUUUUAGAUACCUUUUCAAUAGGCAUACCCAAUCUGGGCAGUAGCCGCUACGCCCGCACAUAUUACACUAUCAGGCUUCACCAACCAUCAUCUACUGUCGACACCCCACCAACUACUACAUCAUACUGUAUCGCCCUCAGUGCCAACGGUUCCAGGACUUUUGAAACGGAUCCGGAGCAUACUGACAAAUAUAUUAGGUUCAUGUUUGGCCAUGGAGUAUGUCUCAAGAUAAGAGGUCAUCGUGCAGAUGGCGCGGUCGAAGCUGAUUACGUGACAUCCCUCACGUACACAGCUAGAGGCCCCGGAAACACUCCCAACUCAUCACUUGAGCAUUUUGACGUUGAGUACGUGGGCGCCACUGUUAUUGUUCCUUGUGGCAGAACUCCACCUUGCGACAAAGGUACAGACAGAGUUUUUGACCGUUAUAGCAGCUAUGGGGACGAUACGAACAAUGCAUUGGCCUCAGUUGAUGAAGAGGAAGAAGAAGACGCACAAGAAAGCCAUCCCAGCAUCCUUCUCUCCCUCGGACAAUGUCGAGCCAGAGCAGACGAAUCUCUUCCGCCACGGCUUGAGCUUUUGCAAUAUGCUCGUCUCCACGAUAGGCCAUCUCAGCGCGAUCAUCAACUGGUAAUGCGUCACCACGGUCCCAAGCUGGAGGGCCAUGCCAACUACCAGAAGUCCUGA
Molecule: messenger RNA, 2634 nt
Organism: Endocarpon pusillum Z07020
Lineage: Eukaryota; Fungi; Ascomycota; Eurotiomycetes; Verrucariales; Verrucariaceae
Exons: 2
Coding region: 1-2634 (877 amino acids)
Source: RefSeq, a predicted model, not a curated record